AUGAAAAACCCUCCCCCUCCUCCUAAACCACCGGACCCUCCAGAGCGGAGCGAGCCACUGGACCCAUCGCGUCGCGGCACAGCUUCUCUGCAUCUGCCUCCGUGCCAUCACCUCCGCCUAUUACUCACUGUCGACAACACUUCUCAAUCUCCGGAUUCAAUCCCUGCUCCGGCGACGACAAGAUCCAUCCCCUCCCCAAGAGCUCACCAUGAACUCUCCGUAUCAAUUUCCCUCGAGGAUCAAUCUUCUUGCUCCGGUCUGGGUUCACCGACGCAAAGCUUUGAAUCCUCCGAUUGUAUGAGAUCUCAUCCUCACCUCCACGACCUUACCUGCCUUGAGAUGUCUUAUGGAUUUCUCCGACCAUCUCACUUAAAGACGCCUCCCCAGUCUUAA
This is a messenger RNA of Arabis nemorensis, 393 nucleotides long. Lineage: Eukaryota; Viridiplantae; Streptophyta; Magnoliopsida; Brassicales; Brassicaceae. The record is from the annotation of a GenBank genome assembly.